Molecule: messenger RNA, 1634 nt
Organism: Phoenix dactylifera (date palm)
Lineage: Eukaryota; Viridiplantae; Streptophyta; Magnoliopsida; Arecales; Arecaceae
Gene: HDA14
Product: histone deacetylase 14
Biological process (GO): epigenetic regulation of gene expression
Cellular component (GO): cytoplasm; histone deacetylase complex
Molecular function (GO): histone deacetylase activity
Source: RefSeq, a predicted model, not a curated record
CAUAUCAGCUAAUUAACUCAUAGACACCCUGCGGAAGAUUUUUUGAUGGUGAUAACAAAACAAUAAGAGGUAUCAGAAAAUUAAAAGACAAAAAAAAAUCGUGUGGAUUCCAAGAACGAUGGCCGCCUGGCUGUUGGAGCUCCGGACGAUGUCUUCCCCAGUCCUCGCAGGGCAUACGUUUCCAGGAAUCAGGCAACAGCACUACAAGUUCAAGAGUAGUUGUGCGUUCAAAUUACAAAACAAUUUAACAACUGUAGGAAGAAGAUUCUAUCACUGUAUGAAUUCAAAUGUGAGAUGCUCUGCGGAAGAUGUUGGGGUUUCUAUUUCUUAUUCUGGUGGCCUUGAAAAGGAUUCAAACUUGGCUUCUUCUAAUAUUUCACUUUAUGAUGCUCGAGUCCUUUAUUGUGUAGCUCCAGCCAUGGGCCAUAAUAAGGAAUCACACCCAGAGUCCAACAAAAGGGUGCCUGCAAUCAUUGAUGCUCUUGAAAGGCUGGAGCUCACACCAAAAUACCGUAACUCAGAGGUGUUUGAAGCUCAAAAUUUCAAGCCUGCAUCCCUUGAUGAUAUUGCAACUGUUCAUGCAAGAGCUUAUGUAGCUGGGCUUGAGAAGGCUGUGUCUAGGGCUUCAGAUGAAGGUGUUAUUUUCAUCGAUGGAUCUGGACCAACAUAUGCUACUGAAACUACUUUUCAAGAGUCCCUCAUGGCAGCUGGUGCAGGAAUUACCUUGGUUGAUUCAGUGGUUGCAGCAUCAAGAUUGAGACCAGAUCCACCUGUAGGAUUUGCCUUAAUAAGGCCACCAGGUCAUCAUGCAAUUCCUGAAGGUCCUAUGGGUUUUUGUGUCUUUGGAAACAUUGCAGUUGCUGCUCGAUAUGCUCAACGCGCACAUGGAUUAAAGCGGGUUCUUAUCAUUGAUUUUGAUGUUCACCAUGGUAAUGGAACAUGUGAUGCAUUUUAUGAUGACCCAGAUAUAUUCUUCAUCUCGACUCAUCAGAAUGGAAGCUAUCCUGGGACGGGUAAGAUCGAACAGGUUGGUCAAGGAAGUGGUGAAGGAACAACUCUGAACCUGCCUCUACCAGGAGGUUCAGGUGACAAUUCUAUGAGAUCUGUAUUUGAUGAGGUCAUUGUGCCAUGUGCUCAAAGGUUUAAGCCUGAGAUCAUUCUUGUUUCAGCUGGUUAUGAUGCUCAUGCACUGGACCCACUGGCUGGUCUGCAAUUCACAACAGGCACAUACUACAUGCUUGCAUCAAAUAUCAAACAACUUGCAAAGGAGUUAUGCGGGGGGCGCUGUGUGUUCUUCUUGGAAGGUGGAUACAAUCUGAAGUCCCUCUCAAAUUCCGUUGUUGACACCUUUCGUGCAUUCCUUGGGGAGCCAACCUUGGCUUCUCAAUUUGAUGAUCCAGCAAUGUUGUAUGAAGAACCAUUGUCUAAAGUAAAGCAGGCCAUUCAGAAGGUCAAACACAUACACUCCCUGUAGACUCAACAGGAGUAUUACUCUUUGUACUCAUGUGGACCUUGUUGUUUGGCUCAACUUCCAUAUUCAUCACCAGUUCUGCAUGAGCAUUUAUGUACAUAUACUGCACACUAGUUACUUGAAAAGAGGUGUGAUUAAUUAUCAGUUUAUCACUUACCUUUCA